AAUAAUGUGUGCUUAAAAUGAAAAUGUCCUGUACACCUGACAGCGAAGACGUGAGUCAUGGCAGGGGCUUUAGUGGAGCAGGACAGGAGCUCCAACUCCUCUAGCAACCAUACAGCAUCGACUCUUAUGGGACCACUCAGCUGCAGCAACGAUGAGUCGUACAAGUACAUUGUCCUGCCUCUGUGCUACUCUGUCACGUUCUUGCUGAGCGUUGUGCUCAACUCCACCGUCAUCCUGCGCUCGUACCGCAGUGCGCGCCGGUGGAACGCGUCGCUGAUCUACAUGGUCAACCUGGCAUCUACUGACCUGAUGUACAGCAUGUCUCUGCCGCUGCUGGUGGCCAGCUACGUCAUGCGUGACCACUGGGUGUUCGGGGACUUCAUGUGCAGACUGGUGCGCUUUCUCUUCUAUUUUAAUCUCUACUGCAGUAUAUUUUUCCUCACUUGCAUCUCUGUGCACCGCUACAUGGGCAUUUGCCACCCUAUGCGGACCAUUGUGCUGGAGAGCAAGCGCGCUGUGAAGAGCACGUGCGCCAUGGUGUGGGUUGUGGUGUUUCUGCUCACUUGCCCUAUCUUCCGUUUCGCCCAAACUGGCAAAGUCAUGAGUGUGGUCGAAAAUGGAGCCGCGGAGUAUGGAGGUGCAAACCUAGGGUCGACAGAGAGACUGGACAGAGCAGAGCCAGAGACAUACACCAACUGUUACGACGUGGCGACAGACAGUGAGUUUUCAGAGUACGUCCCAUAUGGAGUCGUUCUUCACCUGCUGGGGUUCUUCGUUCCUUUCACUGUCAUUGGGUGGUGUUACUCACAGGUUGUGCGCACCAUUUUCCAGACCCUGCACGCCCAGGAGUAUGCACAAGAGGGUGGCGACGCCGAUGCAGGGCCCGGCGGGAGAAGGCAUGCCACAUCCAUCUCCAUCUCCGGCGCUCAGUACGCGCCGUACAUCAGCCGGCGCCGCAAGUCCAUCAAAACCAUCGUCACCAUCACCUUCCUGUUUGCACUGUGUUUCCUGCCAUUCCACAUCACGCGGACGCUGUACCUCAUCCUGAAACAGGCCAACGCGGAGUGCCAGACCAUGCAUGCCAUCUCCAUCUGCUACAAGAUCACUCGACCACUGGCAUCUUUCAAUUCGUGGCUCAAUGCUCUCCUCUACUUCCUAACUGGGGACAACGGCAUCCAUUGCUGUGGAUGGACGGAGAGCAGCAAUCCGGCACACCUUGCCUGGCCAUUACGAAUUCUUGGUGGCGUGAAAAGGGCAGAGGGGAGAGAGCAUGGGAAAGAUUGCACAAACCACAAUCAUGAAAAUGACUCCAAAUCCUCAGUGAUCACUCAGGCAACUGUAAAUGGCACUGAGCCCUGUGCGUGGUGGAUUUCAUAUGAAUUGUCUGUGUCCGAGUUUGAAUGAUAUUCCUGUAUUUAUUGUUACUAGCAUUUUUCCUGUUCAAAUUGUAAUAUAUAAUGUGGCUGCAUUUUACCAACUUAUUAUUAGGUGUGGUCACCAUACUGAAAUAUGAAUUAACACAUGCAUCCUAUAUUAAGACAUUAUGUAGCACUUUAGUAUUGUGACCAUAAUUUUUUUUUUUUCUUGAAGUUAGCCUUGUAAGACUGUUUAAAGCCAAAAUACUACUUGUGGCCUUUCUUUAAAGACUGUAUAAAUCAAAUAUGCUAGACCCAUAUCUAACACUGGUUGUAUACACUGCUUAAUGUUUUCAUUUAACUCCAGUGUUAAAGACAGAAAAUGAUUGUUGUUUUAUGCAGGAAAUAGGAUGUAAUGAAAUUGCUGAUGGAAGUAACACAGAACAGUAAAUUAAUUUAAAAAGGUAAAAGGAAGCAAGUUACAUUCAUAGCAUGUGAUCAAGAAACAUAUUAUAAAAUACCUUUCUGCCUCUCCUGACCUGAU
Molecule: messenger RNA, 1899 nt
Organism: Electrophorus electricus (electric eel)
Lineage: Eukaryota; Metazoa; Chordata; Actinopteri; Gymnotiformes; Gymnotidae
Product: P2Y purinoceptor 3
Biological process (GO): G protein-coupled receptor signaling pathway
Cellular component (GO): membrane
Molecular function (GO): G protein-coupled receptor activity; oxysterol binding
Source: RefSeq, a predicted model, not a curated record